Messenger RNA from Mugil cephalus (flathead mullet), 7309 nucleotides. Its product is annotated as desmoglein-2-like. Bases 135 to 4352 code for a protein of 1405 amino acids. Lineage: Eukaryota; Metazoa; Chordata; Actinopteri; Mugiliformes; Mugilidae. The record is from RefSeq and is a predicted model, not a curated record. Gene Ontology annotation, cellular component: desmosome; plasma membrane. The transcript has 14 exons. Gene Ontology annotation, biological process: homophilic cell-cell adhesion. Gene Ontology annotation, molecular function: calcium ion binding.
UGGGCAGGACAUAUAGGAGUGGUGUGCAGGUGUAAAGGUGUGAAGGCAGGGGUAAGAGGCUUAUCACAGCAACCCAACGUAAAGUCUGCACACAAAGAAAUACACUAGAUAUAAGCUGUAGCUUUCUUGUCCUUAUGGCUCGGGUCUUCCUCGCAGAAGUGGGUCUGAUUUUAUUAGUGCUGGCCUUGAUGGUUAGUGCUGAUGACAAAGAGGAGAGGCAAAAGACACUGAGGAGGCAGAGGAGAGAGUGGAUCCUUCCCCCUUCCAAGCUGAUGGAGAAUACUGACUACACGCAUUUGGAAUUUAUUGCAAAGAUUCGCUCAGAUAAAGACCAAAAUGCAAAGGUGGAGUAUUAUCUCUCUGGACCAGGAGCGGACAAACCACCCUUCAACCUUUUUGUGGUGGAUCAUAACACCGGGUUUGUACGGAUAACUGAUACUCUGGACCGGGAAAAAUACCCAUCCUACAAUCUAACAGGAAUUGCUAAAUAUACUGAUGGGACCACAGCAGAGGAUGACAUCCCACUGACAGUCACAGUACUGGACCAGAAUGACAACGCCCCUUACUUUGAGCUGCAAACUGGAAAUAUCUCAGAGGCAAGCAAAGAAGGAACAUUUGUUAUGCAGCUCAAGGGUAAAGAUGACGACCAAUCUGGAACAGCUAAUGCUGAGAUCUCCUACAGUAUCAUCAGUCAGGAGCCAGAAGGCACAGGUCACAUGUUCACCCUAGAAGAAAAGACAGGCAAACUGUUUGUCAAAGAGCCCACUCUGGACAGAGAGACAUAUGAUUUCUACAAACUGGUUAUAAAAGGAACUGAUAUGGGAGGGGCAGCAGAUGGGCUAACAGGAACAGGAACUGUGGAGAUCAAAGUCCUGGACAUCAAUGACAACAUUCCCACAUUGGAAAAAUCUGAGUACAAUGGUUCAGUUGAUGAAAAUGUUGCUGAUGUAGUUGUGAUGAGAAUCACAGCUCUGGACAAAGACCUUGAACACACAGACAACUGGCUGACUGUCUUUAAAAUUGCCAAAGGAAAUGAAGAUAAUCUUUUUUCCAUCGAGACAGACAAGGAAACCAAUGAGGGCAUCUUAAAGCUAGUCAAGCCUGUUGAUUUUGAAGAAAUACAGAACCUUGAGCUUGGCCUUCUUAUUGAGAAUGUGGCUCCGUUUGUCAUGGGUGGAGCUAUACAGAUGGACGUGGACGUUCAGGUUGGGGAGGGUGGUCCUCUGGCUACUGGACCUGGUGUAGGAGCCGGAGCUGGUGUGGAUGCAACAGUAGACCUGGGGGUAGACAUUGGGAUAGAUGCUAGUCUGAAUGUAGAUAUGGACCUUGAUGCUGACCUGGAAGGAGGGUUGGAUGCAGGCCUGGAUGCAGGUCUUAAUCCCAAUGCAGGGGUUGGUCUUGGACAUGGAAUCAAGCCUAGUGCUGGAGCUGGAAUGGAUACUGGAGUAAAGCCAGGAAUCCAAGCAGGACCAGGGACAAAGCUGAAGCCAGAUGCACCAAUGAAAAGUUAUCCUAUUAAGAUAGCAGUAAAUAAUGUUCCAGAAGGGCCGGCAUUUGUACCAAACACCAAAAAUGUUCCAGUAUCUGAGGACCCAAAUGAAGUCACUCAAGAUGGGAAGAUCACUGUGUUUGCUGCUAUUGAUCCAGAUACAGGAAAAACUGCUGAGGAUGUCAGUUAUGCCAAAGCAUAUGAUCCAGACAACUGGUUUACUAUUGAUGAAGAAACAGCUGAAAUUAAACUCAACAAGGUUCCAGACAGAGAGUCUCCCUUCUUAGUAAAUGGUACCUACAUUGCCAAGAUUCUGGCGAUAUCCAAAGACUUGCCAUCAAAAACAGCCACAGGAACUAUAGCCAUUCAAGUCACUGACUCCAAUGACCACUGUCCUACCCUGACCAAAACUCACAGCAGUCUAUGCUCUGAUGAAAAAACCAUCCAUGUUACUGGCUUUGAUGAAGAUGCCAGUCCCAAUGCUGCUCCAUUCACAUUCAGAGUCUUACCUGAUGGGACACAAGGCAGCUGGGUUGCAGAGUCCAUAAAUGAAACAAGUGCUGCUUUUCAUUCUCGUGAAACACUGUGGCCCGGCUCAUAUGAACUGCAGAUAGAGGUGUUGGAUGCUCAGGGUCUAUCGUGCCCAGUCAACGAGGUUUUGAUUAUAGACGUUUGUACCUGUGUGGGAACAGAGGACUGCAGAUUAAGGGCAGCCAGAGUAGGAACUACAUCAUCUGAACUCUCUGCACCAGCUAUUGGCCUACUGUCAAUGACAUUGUGCUUACUGUUGUUUGUCCCACUUCUUCUGCUGUUCUGUCAAUAUGGAGGAGCAGACACCAUCUUUCCUGACAAAUUUAAUGAUCUGCCAUUUGACACCAAAGAACAUCUCAUAUCCUAUCACACUGAAUGCAGAGGCGAGGAUAAGGAGCUACCACUCCAAAGUGUCCCUAUUAUGCCGACUAUGCAAAGAAAAGUUGAGAAUGCACCAGCACCAAACUUCAACACCAUCGUUUCAGCACCUGCAGAAACUCAUCAGUCAUUCUACAAUGAAUCAGUGCAAAGAUUUCAGGAGACCUGCCAAACCUCAGAGGUUAAAAAGUACUGCAGCUUUUCAAGGUUGUCCUACCACCACGGCAAAGACAAUGCUACAUUCAGUGGGAAGCCACUUGUCAUCCACCACAUGGCAUCUCUGUAUGAGGACGUAGCCUUCCCCGAUGUUUUUCUCAAUGAUUAUUACUCACAGAAAUCAGUUUGUGCUGUACCAGUGAAGGAUGGCCUGUUGGAACAUGACUUCGAGGGUCAGGGCUCUUCUGCCGGCUCAGUGGGCUGCUGCAGCCUUCUGGACUCUGACGAUGACCUGUACUAUCUUAAUGAUCUUGGCCCUAAGUUUAAGACUCUGGCUGAGAUUUGUUCCCAGUCCACACAAAGACCCAAAACCUCCCUGACACACAAAGCAGGAAGUGUUAUCGAAACCACAGUUGAUAUUGUUGAGCCAUUUAUUAAGCCCAGUGAGGCAAAGCAUGUUGGUGUGAAGACUGAGGAAGUAUUGACAUCUAUCAACACCUUCAAAUCAUCUGUCAGCACAGAAAGCACUACCAUACCAUCCAUAACACUUCCUUGCUCCAAGGUUGCUAAUAUCAGUCUGUCCUCCAACACGAGUUAUGCUGCUCAAGUGCCCUAUCCAGCUCAGAAAACUGUACUCAGGCAGCAGCCACUUUACUACACAAGCAGCGCUGUCGUGCCAUCAAUGCACUAUAUAGUUCAGCCACAAUACAACACACUUAUGCUGACAGAUGGAUCCCAUGGAAGCAAUUUUCCAGGCCUGUAUGUAGUCGGUUCUCAGAGUCCUUCUGGACUUGUAAUCAGUGGACCUCAAAGCUUUCCUUCUGGGUUACUUCUCCAGGACACUGAGAGCCCCAAACACCCCAAAUACCCUGCUAGCCCUACCAGUUCGGUUUACCCCACAGUUUUGCUAUGUGAUAGCUCAGUUGUGUCUCACAGCUCAGCCUCUGUGGAGGGCUGGGAAAUAAUGAGACCAAAUACUGAUGGUAAUUAUAUGUUACUUAAGAAUAAGAGCAUUCCAGAGGAGGCAAAAGGGUUAGACACAGGCUCAUCUCAGGGCAUUUUGCCAGGAGGUGUCGUCCUGGUAAAAGGGGCUGCUCCCCCUCAGGGGGUUUAUGACUUGGCAGCCCAAGGGAGUGUGGAUUGCAGUCUGCCAAGUCAUGUCAUUACAAAAAGGGGGGAAGUGGCUGUACUACAUAGACAGUUGGGACAAAGAUGGGUUGGGCAGUCAGGACAAAUGGGAUUAGAGCCAGUGACUGAUUUAAUAGUUGGAAUUGGGAAGCCAAGAAGGGGGAUAGGAUGUGUUAUGGCAGAGAAGCCAAAAGGCAGACAGCCUGGAACUGGGACAGCUGGAAUUGAGCAGUUGAGCAUGAACCAGUUCCACAGAAGUCAUCAAUUAGAGGAAAGAACUGAAGCAAAUUCGCCAAAUGAAGACAGGGCUUUUAAGAAGCUGGAUUAUAAUGGUUCAGUUGUGAAAUUGCAAGAUAAUACUAUUAAAGAAAAGCAUUCAGAAAAUCUGGUCACCUACAAAGAUGAUGUGAUAGAAGUGGCAUUUGAUGAUAGUGACAAUGCCCAAGAAUAUUCAAUACAAACAGAAAAGUUUACCAUUAUAAAUCUUGAGGGAGAGGUGGUAAUAUCAUUGCAGAGGCCUGAUAUACUACUCCAGAUUUCAGGGAACCAGUGUGACACAGUGGUACAGAAACCAAGAGAUAUAAAAGACAAAAUUGUGCCCAGUUGGUUAGCUAAAACGUCCAACAAAACAAUGCACAGAAUUUAUAUAUCUGACAAUAAAACACAUUAACGCACAAGAGAAUGCUGAAGAAUUUGAAACUCCUCAAUCAAAAAGGAGCUGUAGUCACUCAAAUAUUAUAGCAGGGAAGUUUCACUCAGAUUUGGAGAAUAUGGUGUAGAUGUCUACUCUUACCAGUGAGCUGAGGAAGCAAUGGACAUUUGCUCUAUUCUGGGUGAUACCAAUGCUAUACCUUGAGUGCUUAAAUGUUUUGCCAUAUUAUGUCAAUCUAUCAGAUCAUGUGAAUGAGCUAACAGAUGUCCAUAUUGGGGAGGACCAUUCCUAGUAUUACUAGAGUACUACUACAACUAGAGGGUUCAAAUGCUCUAUACCAGUGUUGCCCAAUACGUCGAUUGCAAUUGACUGAUAGAUUGCGAAGGCAGUGUGGAUAGAUCGCGUGCCAAUGAAAAAAUGUUUUUGGUAUUAUUGAUAUUGAUAUAAUUAUCAUUGAUCUUUUCCUAUAUUCAUCAGUACAAUACAAUUAAUACAACGUAGUAAUAUUUUUGUAUGUAUAUAAAGACGUCAUCCCCAUAUGUCCCACCCAGAGAUUAAAAAUAAAUAAAUAGACAAAUAAAUAAAUUGGGAUAACUUGAUUCCACUGUAGACCCUUUUACAAGCUACGUCAUCACAGAGAUACGUACACGUGGCAACCGAAGUAAGUGCUCUGGCCUGGAUGCGACAACAGCAUUCAGUUCAUUUCCAACAGAUGAAAAAGCAGGGCUAAAGUUAUUGCUAAACAACAACCAAAACAAUAACAACAACAAGAAGAAGAAAACGUCAGGUUAUUGUGUAGUAAGUCUGUGAUUAUACAAAAAAUAACCUAUAUAAUAUAUAUAAUAUAUAUAAUUCCUCUCUUGGGAGUUAUUUUUUCAGUAAAAAUAACUCCCAACACUAUACAUUAUACAGCUUAGAACACAGCUUACAAUGAGUGAUUAUUUAAUAAUGUGACACAAAAUAAAUUUUUAAUUAUGUCUAGAAAUAAUCACCAUUGAAUAUUGGUGAUUGACCAACGAUUGAUCAGAAUUGAUUAUUCAAUAGAGCUGUGUUCUAAUAUUUUAUAAAUGUGACGUAUAUGGAAUGAAACUUGAAAUGUCUUGUUGCACAGGAGGACAAUAUACAGACAGCAGUCAAUGACAAUAACUAGUAUAAACUAUAACAAACUGUUACAGAUUUAUUUUUCCCCACAGUGUAAAUAGACGUAGGGCUAUAGUACAAUACAUACAUACACGCACAGAGUUAGUUUUUCUUGGGACCUGUUGCUGUGGUAGCAGGGACAGAAUGCAAAGUUUCAUACAGCAUUGUAAUGUCUGAUUGGAUGUUAAAGGAUGACACAAAGUGAUCAGAAAUAUUCCCUUUUAUUUGUCGGAACAGAACUGGUUGCUGUCGGCCACAACCACGGCAAAAAAAAAAACAAAAAACAUUUCACUACCUUCAUGUCUCCCUCUUCUCUCUCACCCACUUGCACACACUGGUCUCAAUCCCCUCACACUCACCCCUGCCCCCACGCUUUUUCAUCCAACCACAUACCUGCUCGUACUAUACACAUUCACGGACAGUCUGAAAUGUGUACAUUUGUAAUUUGUACAUUUUGUUUUACAGUGUUUCUCAAGUGUAUCCUCUGAGUCAAGUACAGAGUUUUUCUUGGGAUCUGUUGUCCGAGCUGUGGUAGCGGGGCAGAAUACAAGGUUUCAUUCAAUAUAUUCAAAGUUUCAUUCAAUAUAUUCAGGGUUCAUUCAAUAUAUAUAUAUAUGUAUAUAUGUGUAUAUAUAUGGCAACAGAGGUCACUCUAGGGAUGAGUAUUGGGUGUUGAAGACAGUGACAAAAUUUUUUGUUUAAGAUAUUCAAAGGUGACCAUGUGAGCAUUGUCAUACAGAUCCUUUAAAUGUAAUAUGCCUGCCUUACUGGUGCUUUUGUUGGCCCACUGGUGCCAACAAAAAGACUUUUUGGCUAUUCUUAACUUUGAAUUGAGCCAUAUUGACGCAUCAUCAUCAUUACUCUUGAUGUGGCUAUGUGACAUUUUGCAGCUUUCCAUAGAAAAUUCUAAUAUUGGGUUAUCUAUUGACAUAUAACAGCCUAUUUGUGUCAAUUGUCUUUUUUUCAUUUCUAUCCAGGCUGAGUCCCUAUGAGAGGACAGGUUAUAUUUUGACAGCUGUAUAAGUGAAAGUAAGUAGUGAUACCAAUCAACCCAGGAAGAACAAUUCAAUGCUACCGCCCUUCUACUGCUUACUUACUGCUUUCUUAGGGACACGCAAAAGUAGGGGCUAUUUGCUAACAUGUUUUUUACAUCUUUUAUUUGUUUUCAUAGUUUUUGAACAUAUUAUAAUAUGUAUUUCUGACUCUUUUGCAGCUACUGCCCGGUAUUACUUGGUGUAGUUAAAGACCUGUCAAAUCAGAGCAAGUAGCUGUAUAUAGACUUUGUAUAAAAUUGAGAUACGAUGGAAAUUAAAAGAGGACUACUGUCAUCUCUUUUAGAAAUCUGUCAAAUGUUCUGUAUACUGUCUUAUGUACACUUGAUGUGCUGUGUGGGUUUUAUAAAUGGCUGCAACAAAUGAUUCUUUUUCAAUGAAUUAAUAUCUGUUAAUAUCUAGCUAUUGAUUUUUUUAAUUAUUGUAGACUAGAUAAGUUUGACUAGUUUCUGAGCAGGUGAUACAUUUUUGGUUAACUAUGAAAAUAUAACUUUUCCCAUUAUGUUUCCAAUUAUGUUUUUCAAACAUGAUUUGAAUAUAAUAUCUAUGAAUGUAAAACCAAUUUCACACUUGAAGUUUUACUAAAUGAUACAUCGAUCGAUUGACUGAUUUGUCAAAUUUUCUCCCUUGUGACGUUUGGGUAAGGGCUAGUUUUACAUGUCAGUACUGAACUAAUUAACUAUGCUUUCUUUAGCUUUCUUUUUAAGGGUGAUAUGAUGAGGAAGUGGUUGCUGUAUAACUUUGAAGUUAAAAUAAAAUCAUCUCGUUAUAUAUCAUCUGUCA